Molecule: messenger RNA, 3150 nt
Organism: Ictalurus furcatus (blue catfish)
Lineage: Eukaryota; Metazoa; Chordata; Actinopteri; Siluriformes; Ictaluridae
Gene: aopep
Product: aminopeptidase O (putative)
Exons: 17
Coding region: 396-2873 (825 amino acids)
Cellular component (GO): nucleolus
Molecular function (GO): metalloaminopeptidase activity; zinc ion binding
Source: RefSeq, a predicted model, not a curated record
CCUUUCAGACAAGUCUCUACUUCCUUGCGCAGUACAUGACGUAUUUUAACAUGCGACACCAUGUGCGCCGCUUCCUUCUGUUGGUAGUCAGGUGUUGUUACUUUCCCUCUCCACCCGUAUUCCUACAAAUCCCGCCUCCUGCGCUAGGAUUGGUUGAAUAGUUCGUACUCAAAGGGAUUCAUCCAAUUAGUCACACAGCAUAUGGCGUGAACGUCAAAUCCUAGCGCAGGAGGCGGGAUGUUAUUGUCCGGUCUGCCGUUGGGGAAAAGAACACCGGUCACUGAGUGUCUCAGAUUGAUUACUCAAGGCAUGGAGAUAUUAAUAUAAAUAAUGAGAAUGAGUAUUGAGUAUUGAGGCGUUAUCCUGACCAAAAAAAAUGAUAUGUAUGUUGAAAGAUGGAGUCUAAUGAGCAGCAUGAUCUGGAGCCCAAUAAGGACGACCUGCCUUUGAGAGCUAACACGAAUCACAUCCUGGUCAGACACUAUGUGCUGGACCUCAGCGUUGACUUUCAGACAGAGGUAAUUGGAGGCAGUAUUGUCCUGUUCCUAGAGCCUUGUAGAGGACCCAGUAAGACUGAGGAGUUAGACUUGGUAUCAUCAUCACGCAACAAUGAUCUAAACUCUCCAUAUGUUCAUGAUGGUGAAAAAGCCAGAGACUUUAGAAGUGCUGCACAUGCACCUGAAAUGAUGGUAUCACAGGGAAGCCAAAAUGAUGCAAGUAACACGUCAUGGGAUGAUGUGAGUAAAGACUUCACCUUGAUUUUAGACUGUUGUGACCUGUUGGUGUCCAAGGUGGAAGAAGUGGAUAUAUGUACAGUUUCUGAACUCAGGAAGCUUGACCAGGUGGCUCUGGACUCCACUCAGGAUUCAUCAUUUAGUUUAGUGCAGAGUCUCAUCUCUAUUCCUUCAGCCAGAUGGAGACAGCAGCAGGAUCUGUAUCUCCAGUGCAGCCGUGCCCGUGCUGUCAGUCCAACUGAGCCGUUAUUGUUUCACAUGGACCAGUGGAGUCUUCAAAUCAGGAAGAAGGGGGUUCAAUCAUCUCAUGCGUUCCCUCGCACGCUCAGGAUCUGGUACAAGACAAACCCCGUAGGAGGCUCUGUGAGGUGGACCAAGGACCAGGAUGGCGGGUGCUGUGUUUACACAAUGGGCUCGCCAAUCAAUAACAGGGCUCUCUUUCCCUGCCAAGAACCACCUGUUGCAAUGUCUACAUGGCGAGCCCUUGUAAAAGCUCCAUGUGAAUAUAUGGUUCUGAUGAGUGGUGAGAAUCAGGCUGCUCCUGUAACUGAUGAGACAGGUUUCUUACAAUGGGAUUAUUAUGUUACUAUGCCAAUGCCUACUUCGACUUUUACUAUAGCAGUUGGUAAGUGGCAGGAAGCCAAAUCAUUGCCUCACAACCAUGAAGAGGGGAAAAGUGAGGAGCCUUGUGCAAAAUCAGACCGCAGAAAUUUUGAAUAUCCAGGAAGUUGGCCUGAGAACCAAAGCUGUAAAAACCUAAGCAAACAUUACAAGGAGGAAGAUGAGAAGAAGUUUUGUGCCCAUGUAGAUUACCCGUGUCGUUUCAUGCACAAAGCUUCUAUUGCCCAAGUGGUCAUACCCCACCGGGUUCUUACCCCGUCCUGCCACCUGCAGAAGGCUGAGUCCACACUCCUACCUCUUUUGCCAUUCUGUUUGGCUGCUGCUCACUCUGUACUAGGCAUCCACCCAUUCUCACGCCUGGAUGUGCUCAUUGUUCCUCCAGGGUUCUCCAGUCUGGGCAUGGCCAGCCCGCAUAUCAUCUUCCUGUCCCAGAGUGUGCUAGAGGGUAACAAAAUCCUGUGUGGGACAAGGUUGUGCCAUGAGAUUGCUCACUCCUGGUUUGGUUUAGCCAUCGGAGCGCGGGAUUGGACAGAGGAGUGGAUCAGUGAGGGGUUUGCUACAUACCUAGAAGACGUGUUCUGGGCCAAAAUCCAUCAGUCACAAAUGGGCACCACUGAGAAUGAGCAGCAGAAGCAGCUGAAGGCUCUGCUGCGUUGGAGAAGACUGAAGGAUGAGUUAGAGAACUCAGAAGAGGAGCUGCAGGUCCUUAGGCCCAAUAAGGACACUACAGGAGAGGUCAGUGAGUCUGGAGCCUCCAUCGUGAAGCAUGCCCUUAACCCAGGAAAAGCAUUCAUGCAAGUGCACUACCUCAAAGGUUACUUUCUCCUGAUGUUUCUGGCUGAUAAAGUGGGUGAGGAUGAGUUCUUGAGCUUCUUCAGACUUUUCGUGAGAAGAUUUCAUGGGCAGCUUAUUCUGUCUCAGGACUUCCUCCAGAUGUUUCUGGAUACAUUUCCAGCUUUGAAAAGUCAAGGCCUCACUCUUGAAUCUGUUUACUCAGACUGGCUGGAUACACCAGGAAUUCCGAAGUGGCUUGGAGAAGCCAGCUCGACGUGGUCGCACUCUCCGCCAGUCACACAAGUCACACAGGAGGUUGUAAAAUGGAAGCACCACAGUGGCGGCACUCGAAAGGGCACCAAGCGGAAGAGAGCAAGGCCCAAGGUGAACUUCAAAGAGUUGAAUCCGUGGCAGUUGGUCCUGCUGUUGGAAUACCUGCUAGAAGAGACAGAGCUUAGUGUGUACUGUCUCAGCCUGCUGCAAGCGACAUACAAACUGCGGAACCAGGAUGCUGAGGUGAAACAUCGCUGGUGUGAGCUGGUGGUCAAGCAUAAAUAUACAGCUGCAUAUAGAGAUGUUGAACACUUUCUCAUUCAUGAUCAGGCUAUGGGUGUAUAUCUGUAUGGCGAACUGAUGCUGCAGGAAGACGGCCAACAACAGGCUUUAGCGCGACACUGCCUGUCAGCCAUCAAAGAUGAUAUGGACCAAUCAGCACGCAAGAUUGUGGAGGAAAUGAUCCUCUAAUUCAGGAAAGGAGCAGGACUGAUGCAGACUCUCCUCUUCAAGCCCUGGCCGCCGAGUGUGAAAUCAGCUCAGGGAAAUCGACAGCGGCACACAGGCACCUGACACCACAGCUAAUCACCACCUUUCUUUUCAAGGAGAAAAUAUAUUAAAUAUAUUAAAUAUAUUUAAAUAAAUACACACACAGGACAAUGGAAUUUUUUUUAGGCAUCCAAGUGAUCAUUGUAGAACUCUUACAUUAAUAUUAACAAUGAAAUAUAUAUAUAUAUAUAUAUAUAUA